Cydia pomonella (codling moth) is the source of this 1314-nucleotide messenger RNA. RefSeq names its product lipase 3-like. The record is from RefSeq and is a predicted model, not a curated record. Gene Ontology annotation, molecular function: hydrolase activity, acting on ester bonds. The transcript is spliced from 7 exons. NCBI's taxonomy places the organism in Eukaryota, Metazoa, Arthropoda, Insecta, Lepidoptera, Tortricidae. Gene Ontology annotation, biological process: lipid metabolic process. Bases 64 to 1314 code for a protein of 416 amino acids.
GCGUUUUUGGUCAGCGUAUAUAAAUAAAAUCACUGUGAAGACCGUGACAUUGAAAGUGCCACCAUGCUGGGAGGUAUUGUUUUGUUGUGUUUGUGUGUUUGUGUGGCCUCUGGGCAUUAUGGACGAUCUGAUGGGAUAAGCCUGGACCCAAAAGUUCCGGAAGAGAUUUUGGAAGAUGCUAGGCUGAAAGUGCCUGCACUCGUCCGAAAGUACGGUUACCCCUUGGAAGAGCACCGGGUCACUACCGCCGAUGGCUACAUCUUGACCGUGCAUCGGAUUCCCCAUGGUCGUGAUGCUGGGAAUGGAACAACAGACAGGCCCGUCGUCUUCAUUAUGCACGGUUUGAUGUCUUCUUCGGCAGAUUGGGUCUUGAUGGGACCCAACAAAGGGUUAGCCUACAUUCUAGCCGAAGACGGUUUCGACGUGUGGCUCGGCAACGCGCGCGGCACCCGCUACUCGCGCCAGCACAUCAAACUUAACCCUGAUUCAGGAGCAGAAUUCUGGAACUUCUCCUGGGACGAGAUCGGGAAUAUAGAUCUGCCGGCCAUGAUCGAUUACGCUUUGGACAAGUCGAAUAAGAAGAGGCUGCAUUACAUUGGGCAUUCACAGGGCACCACGUCGUUCUGGGUCAUGUGCUCACUUCGGCCGGACUACAACCAGAAGAUCAUCUCCAUGAACGCGCUGGCGCCCGUGGCUUACUUGACGUACAACACCGUUCCUCUUCUUAAGGAGAUCUCGCUUUUUUCUACCGUCUUUGACAAACUUAGUAAUCUGAUCGGUGUGGGUGAAAUCCUUCCGAUCACCAACUCUUUAGUCAUGCGGUGGGCCGGCGAGAAGCUGUGCAGCGACACUGCUGUAUUUCAGGAGAUCUGCACCGAUAUUAUUUUCCUCAUCGGGGGGUGGAACUCGUUGGAGUUUAAUAGGACCAUGUUCCCAGUUAUCCUAGCGCACACCCCCGCAGGCGCUUCCGUCCGUCAGUUCACCCACUACGGCCAAGUCAUGCACAGCGGCUCCUUCCGUCGCUUCAAUCAUCUUGGCUUUUGGAACUACAAAAUCUACGGCACCUGGGACCCUCCUCUAUACGACCUAUCCCAAGUUAAAGCUCCAGUCUUCCUCCGUUACUCCUUAUCUGAUCCCUUAGCACAUGUUGACGAUGUGGAGAGAUUAGCGAAGGAACUUGGGAACCUUAAAGCAAAAACUAGUAUACCGUUGAGCAGUUUCAGCCAUUUGGAUUUCAUGUGGGGGAUUAACGCGAAGAAGCUGGUGUAUGACCAGGUGAUUGCUGAUAUGAGAAGGAUGGAAGAAUCCUUAUAG